ACACGUUGGUCACUUGACACCGCAUUAUUUAGUUCUUUGUCCAUGUGUACGGGUCACUUUACUUUCUUUUCUGCUUUUUCCGCCGUAGUUUGACGUUCAGCUCUUUUUCGUUUGAUAGUCAAGUUCAAAAUGAAGUUUGAGCAUUUUUUCUUCUUUGGAACCGGAAGUCAGGUUGUUUUUCUCUCGGUACUGUUGUGUGUCUGUACCAACAAGUCUCAGAUUGAUCCCCUGGUGUACGAGGAGCAGCUUCUGUGGGUGAGUGGAGUUCAGGGGGAAGUGAACACCUUCAGGAUCCCACUCAUCACCUUCACCCGGGAUGGAAGCUUGCUGGCCUUUAGUGAAGCCAGGAAGUUGUCUUUCGAUGACAUUGGAGCAAAGUUUAUCGCCAUGAGACGGUCCACCAAUAAAGGGAACACCUGGUCCCCAACUGCCUUCAUAGUGGACGAUGACUACCUCAGUGAUGGGCUGAACCUGGGCUCUGUGGUGGUGGACGAAGAAGUUGGUUCAAUAAUCCUGAUCUACUCCCACUGCUUCCACCUUUACCACUGCAGCCCAGCCAGCACCAUGAUGGUGGAGAGCCUGGAUGACGGCCUCAGCUGGAGCAUGCCCAGAAACCUGUCGGUCCAGCUUGGAGUUAAAGCUUUCCUUGCUGGACCGGGCUUUGGGAUCCAGAAGAAACACCACCCAGCCAAGGGGAGGUUGGUAGUUUGUGGACAUGGGACGAUAGAGGGAGACGGUGUUUUUUGCAUCCUGAGUGACGACCACGGAGAGAACUGGUAUAAUGGAGCAGCGAUGAAGAGCAUCCCUUACAACCAGCCUAAGAAAGCUCUGGACUUUAACCCUGAUGAGUGCCAACCAGUUGAAAUGCCGGAUGGCAGCAUUAUGAUCAACGUGCGCAACCAGAACACCUACCACUGUCGGUGUCGCAUUGUCCUCCGAAGUCUGGACGGAGGGUUGACUCUCCCUGUGGAUGAGCUGUAUUUUGACUACAAACUGGUGGAUCCAGUCGUUGCAGCUGGAGCUCUGCAAAAAAAUGGAGUGCUGUACUUCACCAACCCCUCCAAUAAUCAACAUAGAGUGAAUCUGACGUUACAGUGGUCUUUAACGAAUGGGUUAUCAUGGGAAAAUGAAGUGUUCCAGAUAUGGGAAGGACCAAGUGCGUACUCCUGCAUAACAACGCUGAACAGUGGCUCGGUAGAAGAUGAGAAGUACAUUUUUGUUGUCUAUGAAAAAGGACACAAGGACUAUUGGGAAACUGUGUCAUUUGUCAAGAUCCACCUCUACGGUGGCCGGUAGCGUGAUUGAAGAGUAAAGAAUUUCAGAUUCAAACCAGUAAGGGAGAAGGAAACCAGGGGAGUUUAAUUUUUACUCAUCGACUUUCUCAGGAAAAUAAAAGAAGCUUUUUGUGUUCAGUUAAAAUCAUAUACUGAAAAAAUAGAUUACACUGUGAUUUUCCAGCUACUUUUGCUCACUUUUCGAGUCUAAAAAUGUGUUCUUCCACUUUUAUUUUGUUUUUUAAACCUUUUACAGCUGAUCCAAACUUUGUGAUUGUUGUGCCCAGCUAUUGCAGACUUUUACAAUUUUUAGGCCCGUAGCUUAGUUAAAGAUACAGAAGAGAAUAUAAGCAGCAAUAAUAAUAAUAUAUAUAAAUUCUAGCUAUUUCAACAAUUGGCACUUUUUUCAGCUUUUGCUGGCAGGCUUUACGUCUGUCAUUCAUUUAUGUUGGUCAUUCUUUGGGUUUGUGUAUAUAUUGAUUCAUUUUGUGCUUUUGUGUUUUGUUUGAUAGAAUAAUUCUUAUUAAAGAAUAAAUGCUGUAAUUAUCAAAAAGUAUACUUAUGCAACCCAAUAAAAUCAAAGGCUGGUAAAGUGA
Messenger RNA from Nothobranchius furzeri (turquoise killifish), 1870 nucleotides. RefSeq names its product sialidase-1. Gene Ontology annotation, cellular component: intracellular membrane-bounded organelle; membrane; cytoplasm. Lineage: Eukaryota; Metazoa; Chordata; Actinopteri; Cyprinodontiformes; Nothobranchiidae. Gene Ontology annotation, molecular function: exo-alpha-sialidase activity. Gene Ontology annotation, biological process: oligosaccharide catabolic process; ganglioside catabolic process. The record is from RefSeq and is a predicted model, not a curated record.